AUGAGGUCUCUCGUCGCCAUUGCUGUCGCUUUCGUUGGUGUCGCCUGCGCCCUCGACCCCAUCUGCGAUGCCGAGUGCCAGAAGGGAUGUGACGAAGCCUGCCAAACCGCCAUCCAGACCACGUACGAAGCUGAAGCCGCCCUCUGGGUGAACGACAUCGUGUCCGACGCUUUCUACUCUACUCCUUCAAACUUCACCGGUGCCAAGCCUGGCGACAUCCUGCGAUGGGAGAACGUGCCCGCUGCGCAGCUCUCUUCAAAUUGGACCAUUCCCGCCAGUUUGUCACUCUCCCGGGUUCUUUAUGUCACCGAAGACAUUGACCGCAAACCAAUCCCUGCAUCUGCAUGGGUUCUCCUGCCGUUCUCCAACCCCUUUGCCAAGCCUGGUGCUACGGCCGAAGAGAACAAGCUGCGCACCGUUGUCUGGACCCACGGGACCGCCGGCCGCAGCCGUUUGUGUGCACCCACAAACAACAAGGGCCUUUACUAUGACUGGAAAGCUCCAUUCAUUCUAGCCGAGUCUGGCUACGCAGUCAUCGCUCCCGACUAUGCCGGCCAGGGUUCCGAUAUCCCGCAGGGCUUCAUGUACGAGUCCGGUUGGCUCCACGUUGCCGAUGUCGCAUAUUCUCUCGUUGCCGCCAGAAAGGCCAUCGGCGACCUUCUGGGACAGAAGUGGGUGGUCUACGGGCACAGCGAAGGCGGCAUGACGGCUUGGCGAACCAACGAGCGUCUGGCUCAGCCCGACCAAGAAGCUCUUUUGGAAGCCGGCGAGUUCAUCGGAUCCGUGGCUGCUGCCCCUGCUCUGCGGCCGCAGAAGUUGAUUCCCGCCUCUCUCUCGCUUGCUCAAGGAAAGGCCGCCCACGAUCCCUUCUCGGUUUACCUCCUCCAAUCUUUAUCUUUACUCUUCCCUGAACAGAUCAAGGUUGCGGACUACCUUGGAGAUAUCCCCUUGCAGCGCCUGGGUGCCCUCGACAAGUCAUGCUUCACGUCUGGCUAUGCCAUCGUCGGUGACUUCACUCCGGAACAACUCUACAAGAAUACGAGCUGGUUGACGCAUCCGGCUGUCAACGACUGGGCUGUCCGUUACAACGGUCAGGGCCCGCACUCCAUUGCGGCGCCGAUGUUGGUGAUUUCGGGCGAGAUCGACACCAUCACGCCCAACAACUUAACGCUCGACGACUUCAACCAGACUUGCACCUCAUUUCCCGAGAGCGCUGUUCACGCUAGAGUCUACCCGAAAAUGGGCCACGGGCAGGUUCUGGAAGCAGCGAGAGCUGACAUUGCUGCAUGGAUCGCAGCGAGAUUUGAGGGAGUUCCGGUGCAAAAGAACUGUGUGAAGGAGGUGGUCAAGCCGCUCACUGACAGAUACGCUAUCGGUGAGCUUUUCUGGCAUGCAAAUGCCCAGCCGUUUUGA
Messenger RNA from Colletotrichum orchidophilum, 1413 nucleotides. RefSeq lists its product as uncharacterized. Bases 1 to 1413 code for a protein of 470 amino acids. Gene Ontology annotation, biological process: lipid catabolic process. Lineage: Eukaryota; Fungi; Ascomycota; Sordariomycetes; Glomerellales; Glomerellaceae. Gene Ontology annotation, molecular function: triacylglycerol lipase activity. The record is from RefSeq and is a predicted model, not a curated record. The transcript has a single exon.